Molecule: messenger RNA, 5433 nt
Organism: Hipposideros armiger (great roundleaf bat)
Lineage: Eukaryota; Metazoa; Chordata; Mammalia; Chiroptera; Hipposideridae
Gene: CFAP74
Product: cilia and flagella associated protein 74
Exons: 34
Coding region: 207-5060 (1617 amino acids)
Source: RefSeq, a predicted model, not a curated record
CCCCUCGCGAAGGAGACGCCCGUUGCCAUGGAGCUGCCCGCGCAAACCUUGCGGCUCGCGGCCGGGGACAGCCACGGCGAGGGCCCACCGGUGCUCCCCGGAGGGGUUUUUUCGUGAGGGGCCGCCGCCCAGGGGGUCUCCGCUCGCAGCCCACGCCGCUCGGACCCCAGGCCGGUCCGCCCACAGCUACUUCCCUGCCUCUCAAGAUGGAAGAAGGUGAUAGCCUAUUCCCUGAGGAGGAGCUUUUGGGCAACGUCCCGCUUGUGGAAGAUGGGAGCCCCGCACUCGCUGGCCCUGCUCUGAGUGCGGCCACUGUCCCUGUGGACCCCCAGGUGCCUACAGAGGAUGCGGACCGGAAGCCCGUGGGCGGGACAAAGAUGGACAAGGACAUCCUGGCCCGCACGAUGGAGCGGCUGCGAGACGGGGUGAUCCACAAGCAGGUGGUGUCGGGGCGUGAGUUCAAAGGCUGCCCCUUCAACAGCAAGCCCAAGCUCAUCCACUUCAAGGACUUCGAUGUCGGCAAGGUGUACAGGGAGACGAUCACGCUGGUCAACGCCUCCUACACGAUUAACCACUGCAAGCUGGAGGGCGUGGAGCCACAUCUCCGGGACUUCGUCCACGUCGACUUUGAUCCCCCUGGUCCCAUGUCAGCUGGGAUGUCCUGCGAAGUGCUCGUCACCUUCAAGCCCAAGCUCCGCGGUAUCACCACGCCGCACAUCACAGCCCCAGANGAAACGCUCCGGAAAUUUCAAGCAUGGGGCCAGGCCAAGGCAGAGCUGGCUGAGCAGAAGGCCCAAGCAGAGAAGGAGGCGAUUCUGGCCCAUGGCGGGGACGCUUUCAAGCACCUUUUCCAUCAACGCCGGCAACGGGAGCUGGAGGCCCAGAAACAUGCCUUCGAGGAGGAGCAGAGGCUCAGAAAGCGUGAGAUUAAACCCCCAUCCUCACCCCCUUUCACACCCUGGUUUUGCAUCCAUGUGUGUUUCUCACCUGAAUCAAUUAUGACGACAGUGACACAGGGUGACUUCGAAUUUCAUCGCCCUUCUCGCUUUCUACUGUCAAAGACGACUUUGUCUUGUCUGCGUGUGUUUAUCGACUCUCUCUCAGGCUUCUCUUCCCUUCAGGGUCCUAAUCUUUAUUGUGCUGCUCCAGGCCAGGGGGCCUUUCUCAAGCUGUUUCCUCAUCCUCUUGACGUGCGCCUGUCUCUCCCUGAGCACUCUGGCACACGAGAUGCUCCCGGCCAUGUUGUCCGGGGAGCCCAGUAUCUGAAAGUGAAGAACGGUGCUGGGACUGAAGGCAGAGCCUCGGUGUUCGGCCAGUGUAGGCCCAGAGGGCUCAGAGGAGGAGGAGCUGAGCUGUCAGAGGUGUGCAGUGUCCGCCCAGGGUGUUUGUCCAGCCUCGGUGCCUGGACCCCCCCCCAGAUCCCUAGGGUUGACGCUCCGCAGAGGGCACGGUCUAAUCACCAGCCCCUUUGCCCACAUAAACAAAAACACCUCUCCUUUGCAAGGAACGUCAUGUGGCACAUUGAGAUCCAGGAGGGGCAGCUGGAGGGUGUCCGGGAGUCUGCUCGAGCGCAGGCAGAGGCCACCAGGAGGUGCCUCCAGGCGCGGGCGGCUGAGCAGCUUGGCAAGGAGAAGGAGGCCUGGGCGAAGGCGGAGAAGAACCGGCGGUUGAGGGUCAGGAGGUCCACGUAUCUGCAGAAGGAGCAGAGACUGCAGCACCAGAAGCUGGUGGAAGAUGCCAGGAAGAACCACAGGACGGCCGUGAAGUUCCUGAAGGCCUCGCUGGGCAGGGCUCGCGAGCAGGUCAGGCAGCAGGAGAUGGAGUCCCGCGAGCACCUGAGGAGGCGCAUGGACGCCGUGCUGGCCCUGAAGAAAAACAUCACCGCCAACCGGGAAACGCUCCGGAAAUUUCAAGCAUGGGGCCAGGCCAAGGCAGAGCUGGCUGAGCAGAAGGCCCAAGCAGAGAAGGAGGCGAUUCUGGCCCAUGGUGCCUUCGAGGAGGAGCAGAGGCUCAGAAAGCGUGAGAUUGUGAGUCGGAUUUUGAAGGACGAGGCUGCGCAGGAGAGCAGGAAGAGGAGGCUGCCUUCUCUCGCCAAAACGGCAGCCCGGCUGGCCCUGAGGGACAGGACCUGGGGCUACAUUGCCGAGGUCUGCGAAGGGAAGGCCGCCACAGCCGCUCCCUGCUACCCAGUGGAGGACGACGGUUUCACACACCUCGAAAACGCUCAUCUAGUGAAAUGCAUCUCCAGUGAGUCUGUCCAGGGGGACCCCGGGAGUGCCAACUGGGAGGACGAAACGCUGGCUGAGCCGGAAAUCUCCGGCCUUUGGAACGAAGACUAUAAGUCGUGCCAGGCGGUGUCCAGGCGCCUGUGCACCGAGCUGGAGAACGAGAGAGCUCUGCAGGCGAAAAUCUUGGCCACGCUCAAGGAGAGCGAGAGUGCAGGUCAGCGCUGGUUUGGCUGGUCCAGGCUGGGCUUGUCUGGGCAGCGCUGUGCCCGGCCACAGUUGUAUUUCCGAGCCGUCGGUGUUGCUGUUGAUGUACCGGUCUGGGUGCCAAAGCCCAGCGUAGACCUGAAGAUAUGCAUGUUCGACCGGCUGUACCGGGACUCCAUCCUCAUCCAGUCACGGUCAAAAGCAGCCCUGCGCCUGAAGCUUGAGGUGUGCAAGGAGCUCAGGGGCCACAUGGAGCUGCUGCCUGAGACUGGCUACAUCCAGGCCCUGUCGUCCUAUUCUGUGCAGCUCAAGUUCCUGCCACGACACUCCCUCCCAGAAGAUGCAAAGAAGUAUUUUGACAAGGAAAGCAGAGUCCUGGAGGCCCCGGUGACAAUCUGGGUGGCUGACCAGAUCAAACCAGUGGGGUUCACUGUCCAUGCCAUAGUCACCACCUCGGACCUGGAGCUCAGCCCCUCAGAGGUGGACUUUGGCUACUGCACCAUCUACGAGGCCAUCAGGACCUCAGUCAGCCUCUGCAACCGCUCCCUCCUACCCCAGGAGUUCGGGUUCGUCGGGCUCCCUAAGUUUGUGGACAUCCAGCCCAACGAUGGGUUUGGGACGAUCCUGCCACUGGACACCCUGGAGCUCGACGUGAUCUUUCAGCCCACCAAGGCCAAGAUGUACAGCUUCACUCUCACCUGCAAGUCAGAGAUCAACCGGUGCUUCAAGCUGACGUGCCGGGCCGUGGGUGUCCACCCGCCCUUGGAGCUGUCCCACUACCAGAUCAAGUUUGCGGCCACUUCCUUGUACGACACGUCCUUAGCCACCCUGUACGUCAUCAACUCUCACCUGAGCAUGAACUCGCUGACACACUCUGUGCCCCGCAUCGGCACUGAGGACACCUGCCCCGUGGGACCCACGUCUUUCCAGUUCCUGCUGCCCCCCGACUCGCCCAUCACCAUCUCGCCCUCAGUGGGGACUGUGUUGCCGGGAAAGAGGUGCCUGGUCCAGGUGGCCUUCCAGCCCAUGUUGCCCAGUGAACUGAUCCACCAGCAAGCCUUCCAGGCCCUGAUGAAAGACAUGGAGAUCAAAUCGUUCCGCAAGGACAUGGCCACCCAAAGGAAGGACCCAAAGGGACAGCCCCUCUCCCUCCUGCGGCUGCAGAACCGAGACCGACUGUUCCAGGCCUCCACCUCCCACAGCCUGGAGCUGCAGAGGCAGGACCUCAAGUGCAGUUCCAGCGAGUACCAGGUGGCCCAGGCCAUUCUGGCCAGAUCUUUCCAGGGGAAAUUUUACAAGUUUGUGGUCCCUUGUGUCGUUGCCAGUGGCGACAUCCAAGACCAGAAGGUGCUGGAACCCCUGAGCUUCAGUCCCCAUAACACCCUGUACCUGGAGUUGUGGUGUCCAGCUGUGGCACCGUCCAUCGUGGUGACAUCCGACAAAGGCAAGACCGUCUCCAACUUUGGUGACGUCGCUGUAGGACACCAUGGCAUAAAGAAGGUCUCCAUCCAGAACAUCUCCCAUGAGGAUCUGGCUGUGGAAUUCUCCUUGCUGAACCCCAAUGGCCCCUUUGUCCUGCUGAACCCCAUCAGCAAGCUGCCUGCCGGAGAGACCCAGGUUCUGGCACUGUCCUUCUGUCCCCAUGAGAGCAUGAUGGCCCAAGAAACACUGGACAUCAUCACCGAGAGAGGCACGCUCUCCCUGACCCUCAUCGGCACGGGGGUGGCCUCCAUAAUCACAUGCUCCAUUGAAGGGGACGUCCUCAACAUGGGUUACGUGAUUGCCAGAGAGUCUGUCUCCUCCAGCUUCAAGCUGCAGAACAACUCCUCGCUGCCCAUCAAGUUCUCCGUGCAGCUGGACAGCGUCUCCUGCACGAGGUGGGAGAACCAGCAGCAGCUGCCGCAGUUCCUCGCCUCGCCCGCCCAGAGGACCGAAGUUGUGGGCACUCAGAACCACAGCGGCCAGAGCGUGUUCAGCGUGUUCCCUGUGGAGGGCGUCAUGGACCCCGGUGGGGCACAGGACUUCACCGUGACCUUCAGCCCGGACCACGAGAGCCUGUACUUCUCCGACCGGCUGCAGAUCGUGCUCUUCGAGAAGAAAGUCUCCCAGCAGAUCCUCCUGAAGGGCAUGGCCCGCGAGCACAUGAUGUUUGUGGAGGGCGGAGACCCCCUGGACGUGCCUGUGGAGUCCCUGACAGUGAUCCCUGCCCAGGACCCUGAGCGCAGAGACGUCAGCCCCCAGCCAGGCCCCCCCUCUCCAGAAACCGAGGAGCUGAAACCCAUUCUGGUGACACUGGACUACAUUCAGCCGGACACUGACACACCGGCCCCCCCUGCCACCCGCGAGCUGCACGUGGGCUGCAUCCGGACCACGCAACUGUCCCCUAAGAAGACAGUCGAGUUCAGCCUGGACAGCGUGGCAUCCUUGCAGCACCAUGGCUUCACCGUCGAGCCCUCCAGGGGCUUCGUGGAGCGGGGCCAGACCAAGACCAUCAGCAUCUCUUGGAUGCCGCCCGCCAACUUUGAUCCGGACCACCCACUCAUGGUGUCAGCUCUGCUGCAGCUCAAGGGGGACGUGAAGGAGACCUACAAGGUCUUCUUUAUAGCCCAGGUGGUGACCAGCCCCUGAAGCCACAGGAGCCUCUCUAUGGAGCACACCCCACCUCGGCCCUCCUGCCCACCCUCGAAGCCCUCCCCAGUCUGUAGGCCAGGCUGAACCACCCAGGGGCUGGGACCUGGGCAUCUCCUGCUGGGCAGGUUCAAAUGGGUAGCCCUCUGUAUGGCCACAUGGCCAGGGCACCCCAACCUCACAGCCACGGAUACUUCCUGCUGCCCUGGAGCUAGUGAGCCCAGGGGCUGAGGGCUCCCCCUCCCUCUCAGGCACCCACACUCAGAGCCAGCAAUUAGGCCAGUCCCGCCCACAAUCUGCCCCUAGCCUCAGCCCCUUGGAGACCCCAACCCCACCAGCACCUGCCCCCACAGAUCUGUCAAUAAACCUAUGU